AUGUCUGGUACUAACCCCACCGAUUCCCAUCCUGGAACCCGUCCCGGCUCGUCGGCUGGCCGCGCCCCUUCCGGUUCCGAGGCUACCACGGCUUCCUCCAGCGGCUCGGGAUCCGGCGCUCCCAAACUUCGAGGCAAUUAUUAUAUCGUCGUCGAUCGCGUCUAUGGCCAGCCCUGUGACGAAUGGACAGUGCCCUUUGGUCCCAACAGACUCCCAACCGACCACAUCAUCUGCGUCGAUGGUACGGGCAACAACCAGAUCGGUAACGGCAAGCACGAGCACAUCACAAAUGUUGCAAAGAUUUCGUCCAUUAUGGAACCUACCUCGGCCGACGCGAAGCGCACCCAGACGGUUGUGUACCAGCCCGGGCUAGGGUCCAUUCAGUCUGGUCUAGACCAUAAGAUUAACGAUUUGGCUUUUGGCUUCCACUUUGGCAAAAUCCUUCGAAAUCUUUACCGCCAUCUCUGCGUCACCUGGAAGGAAGGCGACAGGAUCUUCCUCUUUGGCUUCUCCCGCGGCUCCUACAUUGCCCGCGUCCUCGCGUCUUUCAUCGUCGACGUUGGCAUCUUUGACUGGAAACACGACUUGCAGAAGCAGUACAACGCGUACGACCUCAGCGACGCUAAUGUCAGUGAGGAAACUAUCGACUUGGAAGCCAUGGACAGCUUCGACAAAAUCAUCGACGAGAUUUUCAACGACUGGGUGGCAAAGGGCGUGGCUGGGCCUACCCAGCUGGGAAAGUACAAGCCCCACAUGGCAUUUAACGGCGUCGAAAUCGCAUUUUUGGGCCCCUUUGAUACCGUUGCAUCGCUCGGGAUGCCCGACAUGAAGCUUAUGAACUUGCAGUCGACAAAGUUCCACUUCGCAGAGCCCAUCGAAAACCGGCCACGCAUCCUUGCGGCCGCCCACGCCUGCUCACUGUCCGAGAGUCGGAUAAACUUCAAAUUAGUGCCGUUCGACGGCCCCUUGGGCGGCAAGACCAACCAGGUCUUGUUCCCAGGGUACCAUAGCUGCAUUGGAGGUGGCUCGGGCGACAAGGGCAACACCAUCUCGACAGUCACCUUCAUCUGGAUGGUUUGCCAGUUCAAGCACCUGCUUCACAUCAACAUGAAGGCCCUCCAGCUCAUGGCAUUUACUAAAUAUGGGCUCACGCCGUCCAAGAAGUUAUCCAGCUCGCUCACCGGCCCGUACUUAUUCGCCGGCAAGUCGGACAGAAUAAACUGGCCCGCAAACAUCAAGUUGCACAUCAUUGCAGACAGGGAGCAGUUCAAGAAAUACACGGGCAUUACGAAAAUUCCUAAAAUUGAGGGAUCCAUGCUUAAAAACUUGUGGAAAACGCUGGCCCCUGCAGGCACGGGUGAUGAGGUGGUUACCGCGUGGGAACAGGCCAUUUACGAUAAGAUUUCCGAGCUGGCAAACGGCGAUAAUGUCCUCAGCAAGCUCCGUACUGUGUGGAAGGACAUCCAGCCCGGCCCGGGGUCCGACCAUGAUGAUGGUCGCGUCAGACUGAAUUCGGUCCUGACCAGUUACCUCCGCUUCGGUCCUUAG
Molecule: messenger RNA, 1548 nt
Organism: Lasiosphaeria miniovina
Lineage: Eukaryota; Fungi; Ascomycota; Sordariomycetes; Sordariales; Lasiosphaeriaceae
Exons: 1
Coding region: 1-1548 (515 amino acids)
Source: RefSeq, a predicted model, not a curated record